GUUCAUCAUGCCUAGUGGCAUAUAAAAAGACUCCACCUCCUGUCCCACCGCGGACCACAUCAAAGCCGUUCAUCUCUGUCACUGUGCAGAGCAGCACUGAAUCGGCGCAGGACACCUACCUGGACAGCCAGGACCACAAAAGCGAGGUGACCAGCCAGUCAGGACUCAGCAAUUCCUCAGACAGCUUGGACAGCACCAGGACACCCAGCGUGACGAGGGGAAGCGUUGUGGCUCCAGCAAGAGACACUCCAGAGUUACCUCAGAAAAAUGCAACUUUGAAAAGUGACAAAGGGACUCUGACCAGCGAAGAGCCUAAAGUGGAGAAUAUCCCCAAAAGAAAGCUGUCAUCUAUAGGAAUACAAGUUGACUGCCUUCAGCCAGUGGCAAAAGAGGAGCCUCCUCCACCAGCCACCAAAUUCCAGUCCAUCGGGGUACAGGUAGAGGACGAGUGGCGAAACAGCCACUCUCGCAGCAUGUCCACCAAACAGGACACAGACUCUGACACACAGGAACCUAAUAACUCUAGCUGUAAAUCAUCUGAGAGAAGCCUCGCUGAGUGCCCCCAACACAACAACUCCGUUGGUGGUGAUGCCACUACCAGGCAAGCAGCCAAGCCCUCACAGAUUAAGAGAAACCUCUCCUAUGGAGAAAACAAUGACCCAGCCCUGGAGCCUUCCUCUCUCCCUCCUCCUGACCCCUGGCUCGAGACGUCCUCCACCUCACCAUCAGAACCCACACAGCCAGGAGCCUGCCGGCGGGAUGGAUUCUGGUUUCUGAAGCUGCUGCAGGCGGAAACAGAGCGGUUAGAAGGCUGGUGCCGCCAGAUGGACCAGGAGACCAAAGAGAACAAUCUCUCUGAAGAAGUCUUAGGAAAAGUCCUGAGUGCAGUGGGCAGUGCACAGUUACUAAUGUCACAGAAAUUCCAGCAAUUCCACGGCCUCUGUGAACAAAACUUGAACCCUAAUGCCAAUCCCAGACCCACAGCCCAGGACCUAGCUGGGUUUUGGGAUCUCCUCCAGUUGUCCAUUGAAGACAUCAGCAUGAAGUUUGAUGAGCUGUACCACCUGAAAGCAAAUAGCUGGCAAUUGGCAGAGACACCGGAGAGAAAGGAAGAGAAGAAACCGCCCCCUCCAGUGCCAAAGAAGCCAGCCAAGUCCAAAUCCCAGCUGAACCGGGACAAAGCCUCCGAUUCGGACAAGCAGCGCCAGGAAGCUCGCAAGCGCCUCAUGGCAGCCAAGCGAGCAGCCUCUGUGAGGGCGAAA
Molecule: messenger RNA, 1262 nt
Organism: Nestor notabilis (Kea)
Lineage: Eukaryota; Metazoa; Chordata; Aves; Psittaciformes; Psittacidae
Gene: DLGAP4
Product: discs, large (Drosophila) homolog-associated protein 4
Exons: 6
Biological process (GO): signaling
Cellular component (GO): glutamatergic synapse; postsynaptic specialization
Molecular function (GO): molecular adaptor activity
Source: RefSeq, a predicted model, not a curated record